CAAGAAAAUCGGCAAUUCACAAGUUGACUGUUGCCAGGCUGUGUGAGGACAUGAAAACAGAGACAUCCAUGGAUGGAGAGACCUCAGAAGCCUGUGUGAAGAAAGAGGAGACCCUGGAGCUGAAUAUCUACAAGUAUGGAGAUGAUCUCGACAACCCACCUGAAGGUCUCUCCGUUAAAGUGGAAGAUCCUGACGAUAAAGACUAUCUCUACUGUGAAGUUUGCAAAUCCUUCUUCCUCAACAAAUGCGAGGUUCAUGGACAACCCCUCUUCAUCCCCGAUACUCCUGUUCCCAUGGGAGUCCCUGACCGAGCCAGACAAACACUUCCUCCUGGGCUAGAAAUCCAGAAGUCCAGUAUUCCUGAUGCGGGCCUGGGAGUGUUUAAUAGGGGGGAGACUGUUCCAGUAGGUGCACACUUCGGCCCCUGCCAGGGAGAGCUGGAGAACCGAGAGGAAGCCAAGAACAGUGGAGACUCCUCGGUUGUAUACAGGAGCAUGCAGUGUGAAGAAUACGUCGAUGCCAAAAGAGAGACACAUGUGAAUUGGAUGAGGUAUGUGAAUUGUGCCCGUAAUGAAGAAGAACAGAAUCUUGUGGCAUUUGAGUAUCAAGGGGGAAUUCUGUAUCGUUGCUGUCGAUCCAUUAACCCAGGACAGGAGCUCUUGGUGUGUUAUGAAGAGGAGUACACUAAAGAACUCAGUCCUUCACCUACGGGAACAACCAGACAGCAAGAAGUAAAGAACGCUCUGCUGCAAGUCUUUUCAUGCUCCACAUGCCCUCGUUCUGAUGCAUCUCAAAUUUACCUCGACAAGCAUAUCCAGAGAUGCCAUUAUGAACAGUAUGUGGGACUGCGAGAAUCAGGAGAGAUUAAAUAUAAGCUUCAGAUCCCCUCCAAAUGCUCCAGUCGUCAACCAACAUCAACUGAUAUUAUCCAUUCUGAUACUUCCCAUAAUGAGAUACAGAAGGAAAUUCACCACUACUCAGAUUGUGGAAAGAGUUUUAGUUAUCAGAAUGCACUCAAGACACACCAGUGCAUUCACACAGGAGGAGAUCCACAUCACUGCUCACAGCGUGGUAGGAAUUUUACUUACCAGAGUGCUCUCAAAACACAACAGCGCGUUCAAACAGGAGAGAAGCCGUAUCACUGCUCACAGUGUGGGAAGAGUUUUACUCGUCAGAGUCAUCUCCAACGACACCAGUGCAUUCACACAGGGGAAAAGCCGUAUCACUGCUCACAGUGUGGGAAGAGUUUUACUCGUCAGAGUCAUCUCCAACGACACCAGCGCAUUCACACAGGAGAGAAGCUGUUUCACUGCUCACAGUGUGGAAAGAGUUUUACUAGUCAGAAUGAUCUCCAACAACACCAGCGCAUUCACACAGGAGAGAAGCCGUAUCACUGCUCACAGUGUGGGAAGAGUUUUACUCGUCAGAGUCAUCUCCAACGACACCAGCGCAUUCACACAGGGGAAAAGCCGUAUUACUGCUCACAGUGUGGAAAGAGUUUUACUCGUCAGAGUCAUCUCCAACAACACCAGCACAUUCACACAGGAGAGAAGCCGUGUCACUGCUCACAGUGUGGGAAGAGUUUUACUCGUCAGAGUCAUCUCCAACGACACCAGCGCAUUCACACAGGAGAGAAGCUGUUUCACUGCUCACAGUGUGGAAAGAGUUUUACUAGUCAGAGUGAUCUCCAACAACACCAGCGCAUUCACACAGGAGAGAAGCCGUAUCACUGCUCACAGUGUGGGAAGAGUUUUACUCAGCAGAAUCAUCUCCAAACGCACCAGCGUGUUCACACAGGAGAGAAGCCGUUUCACUGCUCACAGUGUGGGAAGAGUUUUACUCGUCAGUAUGAUGAUCUCCAACAACACCAGUGCAUUCACGCCGGAGAGAAGCCGUAUCAGUGCUCACAGUGUGGGAAGUUGUUUGCUUAUUUAGUUACAUUUAAGACCUUCAAGUGCACUAACUCAGAGACAUGGCAUGAUUUAAAGUUGUCAAAUUAAAUAUGGUUAUUACAGUUUUGACUGAAAAUGACCUGUACUCUGAACUUUAUUGUUCAUGUUACACUGGUCAACAAUUUUUCAGAAGUUGUCUGCUUCAGAGAUGAAACUGGCUAUUAUGAAAUUUGGUGUGCUGAAUUAGAAGUGACAGUUAAUCAGCUGAUUGGCUAUGGCUUCCAAGAUUUUUAAGAUUUUAAAUUUUAUACUUAUGUACAUUGUGUAGAUCGUAAUGUUUUAAAUAUAAAUUGUAUAACUAGGUCUCUUCAUGUGUUUA
Molecule: messenger RNA, 2271 nt
Organism: Neoarius graeffei (lesser salmon catfish)
Lineage: Eukaryota; Metazoa; Chordata; Actinopteri; Siluriformes; Ariidae
Product: histone-lysine N-methyltransferase PRDM9-like
Exons: 6
Coding region: 51-2000 (649 amino acids)
Biological process (GO): regulation of transcription by RNA polymerase II
Molecular function (GO): protein binding; RNA polymerase II cis-regulatory region sequence-specific DNA binding; DNA-binding transcription factor activity, RNA polymerase II-specific
Source: RefSeq, a predicted model, not a curated record